Molecule: messenger RNA, 675 nt
Organism: Macrosiphum euphorbiae (potato aphid)
Lineage: Eukaryota; Metazoa; Arthropoda; Insecta; Hemiptera; Aphididae
Source: the annotation of a GenBank genome assembly
AUGGUCAAACGCUGUGUGAUAUGUGGAAUCGUUGAUGCUAUUGUUGGAGUUUCAGUACACAACUUGCCAACGGACGUCGUACGUCAACGUUUGUGGGUUCAAUUCAUCGAGAACCAGGGGUUUCAAGUCAACCGAACAUCUAAGCUAUGUUCAAGGCAUUUCAUUCCUCACGUUGACUUCGCACCAGGAAACCUCUUACGCCGCCAUCUGACCAAAACAGCAGUUCCGUCAAUAGUGGUCGGAGCACAACCAGUACCUGACCGUGAACUACCAGUUCACGCAGAAAUUGACAAUGCCGAUGCAAGAGGCUGCGCAGAAAUGGUCGAGGUACAGAUGGAAGAUAUCGAAGAGGAAGUCAUCCAGAUGGACCAAGUCCUGAUGAACGACGAUAACGCAGAAAUGGUCGAGGUGGAGUACGUCGCAGUACAGAUGGAAGAUAUCGACGAAGAAAUAGACCAGAUGGACCAAGUCAUGAUGAACGACGAUAACGUAGAAUUUAUCGAAGUUCGAAUGGACGAAGUCCUAAUGGACGUUGACGAGGUAGUACCAGGAGAGAUGGUGGACAACAAUGAGGGGAUGCAACUUGAAAUCGAAAUGUUACACCAAGGCGUCGAUGAAGAGGUCAGUGAAUAUUUCUUCAUAUUACUUAUAUCUAUGUUUGUUAAAAUUUUAUAA